GGACCGAUUGUUCAAUACUCUAUACCUUUUGGAAUAGACGAAAAAUACUUGAAACUUGAAGUGCGAAAAACCAUCUGUAUGAACUUUGAAGUGCGAUCCAGCCCUUAUCGUUCAAUUCCGUUAAUUUAGGCGUUAAAAACAGCAAAAAUUAUCAAAAUUAAAAAGAAAUAAUUGUGUGUGGGAUCCUAAACUUUUUUUCUUUUUGUAAAUUACACCUAAAACUUUUAUUUGUAUCAUCCAUGAUCCCAAACCUUUAAAACUUUACAUUUUCUUCUACAAUCCCACCCCUACUCUCCCCUACGUCGUCUUCCCGACGUCACCCCAAGCCAACCCAAUCCAAAUUUCGCCGGUAUUCUCCCCCUACCGCUAACCAAAUCUCGCCGGCAACAUGAAGUGCUAGCGCGUGCAAUUCCCAGUGAUGGAAUCUUUCAUUAAUCUGAGAAUCAAUUGGCGUGAUAAUGGAGGAAACGCACAAACUAUAAGAACCAGAAUUCCAAUCUCCGAAGCAACCAGUUCCUCACAUGCUUCCGAAAUUUAAAUCAAUCUCUUUAACUGAAAAAAAAAAAAUACAAAAUCUACAUAAUAAAAGCAAUCCAGAAAGCGUGAAUCCGCAUUAACUUCAUUCUGUAAACUUCACCUUUUCCAAUCCCUUUAUUGCAAACCCUGGACCUUUAUAACAACAUUUGCAAUUGUCCAUAUACUCCGGUUCAGGCUAAAUCCUUGGAGAAAACUGGUUCUAUAGACAUACAAGAUGUCAAAUUGGGGUCAAGUUUUCGCAGGUGCGGUGCUGUUCAUUCUGUUGACUCCGGGUCUUCUGAUUCAGAUGCCGGGUCGGAACCGGUUCGUGGAGUUCGGCAACUUCCAGACUAGUGGAGUUUCCAUACUGGUUCAUUCUAUUAUCUAUUUUGCUCUCAUUUGCAUUUUCUUAUUGGCUAUUGUGGUUCAUAUGAUAUGUCCAUACAUUUUUUUGAGGUGCUCACUCGCCGUGGCGAUUUUCACCAGGAUUUUGUGAAUGAAAAGUGCUAGGUGUAAUUUGCAAAAAUCAAAAGUUUGGGACCACGCUUGCAAUUAUUCCUCUCAAAUUUUCACUAUUUUUAAUGCUUAAGCUAAUGAAAUUAGACGGUAGGGGAUGGAUCGCAAUUUAAAGUUCAUACAGGGGUGGUUUUUCGCAUCCAA
Messenger RNA from Olea europaea var. sylvestris, 1176 nucleotides. RefSeq lists its product as uncharacterized. The record is from RefSeq and is a predicted model, not a curated record. The transcript has a single exon. NCBI's taxonomy places the organism in Eukaryota, Viridiplantae, Streptophyta, Magnoliopsida, Lamiales, Oleaceae. The coding region runs from base 752 to 1012 and encodes 86 amino acids.